Molecule: messenger RNA, 462 nt
Organism: Geodia barretti
Lineage: Eukaryota; Metazoa; Porifera; Demospongiae; Tetractinellida; Geodiidae
Source: the annotation of a GenBank genome assembly
AUGUUUAAGAUAACCACCGAAGUCAUCACAGGUGCAGAAGUGCGCGAAGCAGUGGAGGGACCGGAUGCUGGCGCGGUGGUACUUUUCUUCGGUACAGUUCGGAACAACACCGAUGGCAGAGUGGUAAGAUGCCUUGAAUAUGAAGCAUAUCCGCCAAUGGCAGAGAAGAAGAUGGCGGAAAUUGCGCAGGAAAUCUCGGAGAAAUGGGGACUUGAUCGCGUUGCGAUGGUUCAUCGCGUUGGGAAGUUAGAGAUUGGCGAGGUGAGUGUGGCAGUAGCAGUCGCGUCACCGCAUCGUAAAGACGGAUUUGAAGCGUGUAAAUAUGCGAUGGACCGCCUCAAGCAGAUUGUCCCCAUCUGGAAGCGCGAAGUGUGGGCAGAUGGUGAAACGGAAUGGGUGAAACCUGAUGCUGUUUUUUUCGAUGCGCCUAAGCCACACAAAACCGCUCCACAAACUGACUAA